Acanthocheilonema viteae is the source of this 6564-nucleotide messenger RNA. The record is from the annotation of a GenBank genome assembly. NCBI's taxonomy places the organism in Eukaryota, Metazoa, Nematoda, Chromadorea, Rhabditida, Onchocercidae.
AUGACUGCAGCUGAUGUACGUCGACAUAUUAUGACAGGAAGUUUGUUAUUGCAUCCACAAAAUGCUACGCAAAUGGAUAUGACAGAUAGUAGUCCUCAAGCUAUUAAUUUAAUUGAGAUAGUUGAACCGCUGGAUGUGGAAGAUAUCUUAUCGCAGCGAAAAAGCAACUCUUCCAUACAUGAACAUAUUGCAAGUAACAGUAAUUUAAGAAGGAUGGCAGAAUUCCCGGCUGAUGAUAUCGAAGUACGUUUGGUACAUCGGGAUCAGCUUACAGUCGAGUCACCCUUUCCGUCAAAUCUUUCAGGUGUCGAUCCACUGGUAAAAGAUAUAAUGCAAACAUACAACGAUAAUUUCUCGUUAGUGCAGCGAAAGUAUUUUCAAUAUUCAAGCGGUGAAGCAUACAUUCGAUUACUGAUGGAACGACCAAUUAUUGCUCAAACGACCCCGAAACAAAUUUUUGAAGUGGAUUCAGACCGACCUAUCGGACGAAGUGUUAGCAUAGCGGGCGAGGAUCAGAUCACAAAACGGGACUCAUUCGGCUCACACUAUUCAUCAGACUCGAUGUGUACUGUUGGUUCGUCAUCCGGUGGAACAAAUCGUGAUGAUACCUUACGUGCACCUCACCAGCUUCAUUCUUCGGCUAGUGAUCCCACAGUGCCAGGUGUAGUGCAGCGUAUUUCAAAUACACAACUUGAUCAGAUCAAUGAGGCCCGAAGGCGAGCCCAUCGACAAAAUGCAUUAAUUAACUUACUUCCGUCUCAGCUCGAAGCUGAUGUAAUUGAACGUCGAAGUGCAGCGCCAUUCCCAGUUGAGCAUACGGGUCAGAAACUUUUCAUUAAAGUCUUGCAGUUGCAGCUUGAACCUUCAUUUGAACCCGUUUUUGGUACCAUAGUACUUUAUGAUUUGAAAGAAAGACGAAAGAUAUCAGAGAACUUUUAUUUUGAUUUAAAUAAUGAUUCGCUGCGUGCAAUGAUUUCGCAACACGCUGAUUGUAUAGAUGAGGCGAGCAAAUGUACACAAGCGGUUUUCAGCAUAAGUCAACCACUGAAUGAUAUAUUUAUUGUCAUCAAGUUAGAAAAAGUGUUGCAACCAUGCGAAGUAGCAGAUGCGUGUGAACCGUAUCUGAAAGAAGAUAAAAACAGGGAACGGUUAAUGCAAACGGCACAGCAAUAUUGUGAACGGCUUGGUGCUUUUCGGAUGCCACUUGGAUGGUUUGCCAUCGACUUGAAUCAAAUCCUUAAUGGGUCAUAUUAUCCUGAGAAGGCGGAAGCAUUAAUGGCUACGAUUCCAAGCUCUGUUGCUGUGCAGGACGUAACACCAGCUUCACCAACAUUCUUCGAUGUAGAAAGUAUUAUAAGUAUGGAUCGAAUAUCGAAUUCAACAUCGGGAACUUUUCGCCGUGUGGGUAGUGGAACUUCUUCCGGUGCAGCUUAUGUGGGGGCGCAGCAAUCCCAAAAAAAUCGAACACCGUUGCAAAAGCGUAAACUUUUCGCGGGACUUCAUUUGACUAUCUCGCAAAAUGAAACAGCUGCGGUGGGAUUGGGUCUCGAGACUGACUCAUUGCUGAAAGAUAGUGGAUCUCCAUUGACUUCCUUAAGUAAUCUACAACCUCUGCUGCUCAAUCUUAAUUCGUUCUUUAGACAGGAAGCAGAACGUUUGACCGAUGAAGACCUCUGCAAAAUGCUUGCGGAUUGUCGAAAAGGUGGUUCCAAAUUAGCUAAAUUGAAAACAUUUCCAAUUGCAUUCAAAAUGGAAUUAUCAGGUGGAUGUGGCGAAUCUUUAAUGAGGUAUCAGUUUUGCUGCAAAUUUUAUAUUCUCUAUUUUCGUUUCGCAAUUUCAUCUGUUUUCCGGCUUACACCUGAACUUCUUCGUGUGCAUCCAUUCGUUUCUAAUAAUCCAGCGGAUAUCGUCAAGGAAAUUCUAGAGUUCCCGAGCAAAGGGAUUUAUGCUGUGAAUGCUAUCUAUAGGAAUCUUCUCUACAUAUACCCUCAUUCAGUAAACUUAUCCAGUCGUUCUGGUCCAUCACGUAACAUUGCUAUUCGUGUGGAAUUGAUGAAUGCUCAAGAAAAACCAGUUUAUGCUAUAUUUGGCAAAUCCAGUGGCCCAAACAUUACUUUUUUUGCUGAUACUGCAGUUUCAUAUCACAACAAAACACCUAGUUUCUAUGAUGAAAUAAAAAUCAAUUUACCGGUUGACUUAAACGAUGGGCAUCAUAUACUGUUCACUUUUUUCCACAUUACUUGUAAGCCAAAUAAAGUUGGCGAUGAAGUAAAAAUACCCAUAGGGUAUUCAUGGGUUCCGUUGCUGAAAGGUGGACGAUUGCAAACUGGUGAAUUUACUUUACCCAUUGCAUUAGAACAAUUACCACAAAGUUAUGGAUAUCUCUCACCGGAUGUCAACUUACCGAAUAUUAGAUGGUUAGAAGGACACAAACCACUUUUUGAUGUCAAACUCGAAGCUGUUACAACAGUUCACACACAGGAUUCUCAUUUGGACAAAUUUCUACUUGCGUAUCAGUCAUUAAGUGUUAAUGAUAAAAAGAAUCCACCAGUAUCAGAAGCUGAUUUAAAGCAUGCAAUACGAAGUGUCAUAAAAGCUCGUCCUGAACCAAUGGUUGCUUUUUUGUAUGUUAUACUGGAUAAGCUGUUGGCAUUAAUUGCAAAUCCUCCAUAUACAGAUGUUUUAAUUCAUUUUAAAUGUUGUCCAUCUUUUACAGUAUCUGUGUCAGCCGUAUGCUUUGAAGUACUCGGACAACUUGUCAAAAUAUGUACCGUUCUUUUGAAUAGCUUUCGCGAUGCCCAUGGUCGUAGUUCACUCCUCACGACUUAUAUACAUUAUCAUAAAAUUUCUCUUAAAGAUUUAGAAACUUCGAUCGUACAACCAAACAAUGGGAAGACGGAGUUGAAAUCAGAGGGUACUUUACGAAUGCCUACUUCACCCGAAAGUAAACAUCUGCUUGAUAUUAUCAAAGAAUUUGAGCGUACAAAUUACAUGAAAGCAUCUACCGAAGGUGACUGUGAACUGAACACAUCAAAAAAGGUGAUGCAUGAAGAAUUAGCAUUGCAAUGGGUAAUCAGUGGUGGUGCAGCUCGAGAAAUGGCUUUCCUUAAUUCGUGGUUUUUCCUUGAGCUCAUGGUUAAAUCAAUGGCGGAAUAUUUAUCUCUUUCAAAUCGUUUGUAUUUGCCACGAAAGCUUCGAUUUAGAGAAGCCUUUAUUCAAGAUCUGAAUGCGCUUUCUCAGGCUAUCAUUAGUGAGGUAAUCCAAAGAACUUCGAAAGAUCCAAGACAGUCUCAAUCAAUCAGUACUUCGUGGGCCUAUUUCUUGCGUGAUUGCUUCUCAUUGAUGGAUCGAACCUUUGUAAUAACACUGAUCCGAGAGUUUAACCGCGAAAUUGCCGCUAAAAUAGGAAACUGCACCGAAUUGUGUGUAAUGCCCACUCUCAUGCUAAUUAAACUGGACUUUUUGCGAAUCAUUGCUUCUCAUGAGCAUUUCGUUGUGUUGAAUUUGCCAUUUGGUUCUGGUAACAUGCAGGGUAUGUCAACAAGUCAUUCCGGUGGAUCAUUUCAUUCAGCAACAUCAGCAUUUUCGUCCAGUUCGGAGGGUAGUGCUAAUUUAUCUGUAUCUUUGCAUCAUUCUUCCUCACGCCAAUCUUCUAGCCCAGGAAAUUCAAGUAUCAGCAGCAGAUCUUCAAGCCAGGUAAAUGAAUUACAUGGUGCAAUUGGUUCAGCAGAACUAACUAUUGAGUUUCGUUCGCGACAUUUUCUAAUUGGGCUUGCUCUCGCUGACCUGGCUUCUGUUCUUGAAACAUCAAAUACUCUGCUCCAUUCACGUGCUAUAAGUCUUAUUCGUAAUUUGCUGAGCAGCCAUGAAUUGGAUGUUCGACUUCUUGAUAACACGGUGAAAGCACGAGUAGCAUCCUUUUACACAACGGAAACAAAUGACGGACCGUUUAUUAGCGACAAAGUUAUGCUUGCAAUUGGUGGAAUGAAUUUUUCACCACCUUGCUCACCGCGAACCGAACGAAAACAUAUUGGUUUAGUUCGGCCAUCACUUUCAUUGGAAAAUACACGUCAGCUAUUAGCCUGCUUUUGUUGGACGUUGAAAAAUAUGGAGCGAUCGUCUUUGCGUCAGUGGAUUCGCGAUUUAUCGUCCAACCGAAUUUUGCAAUUUCUCGAUGUUCUACAGCUUGCUGUUUCAUGCUUUGAAUUCAGAUCAUCUCUUUUUUGUUCUAAUCAAGAUUCCAGUGAGACUGCAGGGGAAGUAAAGGACGAGAGUGGUAAUAUUGAAGGCUCAUCGAUUAAAGAGCUUGGACAGAAAAAAAUACGUAGUGUGCCCGAUUCUGAAAAUGGUGUUCGAUGGCGUAAAGAAAUCAAAGAUUCACAAGGAAAAGGUUCUUGGAAAAGUUGCACUGGUAGUAGCGGUGGACAAUCAAACGAUGAACCUAUUCCAAAUGAUGAAGAUGUUACACUUGAAGCGACUCUUUGCACCGAAAUACCAUUAAUAGUGCUGGAUACGUUAGAACUCGUCAUACGCGUAGUAUCAGUUCUUGGUUCUGACUAUCUCUUUUAUGUGUUACCUUCUGUAUUAAAAGUGUUGAUGCAUAUUCUUGCUUGCAAUCAGUCAGUACAAACUUUGGAAAAUGUUUUUGCAAGUCAACGUGCAAUAGUUACGAAGUAUCCAGACUUGCUGUUUGAACAGGAAACUGAACAAUGUGGUGAAUUAUGCCUUCAUCUACUAAGACACUGUGCGUCCCGCUUGCCAGCUAUUCGUUCGCAGGCUGCAGCUUCAUUAUAUCUAUUAAUGAGGCAGAGCUUCGAGUCUGGAGCAAGUUUUUCAAAAGUUAAAAUGCAAAUUACAAUGUCACUGAGUACGUUGGUUUCUACGGGUACCAAGCAUGGUGACUGGAUAAACGAAGAUUGUUUGCGUCAUAGUUUAAAAACUGUGCUGACAUACUCGGAAACAGAUGCUUCAAUUGAUUCACAGCUACGCAGUACUACUUUUUCAGAGCAGGUAAAAGAUCUCGUUUUCAAUUUGCAUAUGAUAUUAUCGGAUACAGUGAAAAUGAAAGAAUACACUAAUGAUUUUGAAAUGCUAAUAGACCUCAUGUAUCGUGUUGCGAAAGGAUAUCAGAAUAAUCCAGAUCUUAGGUUAACAUGGUUGAUAAAUAUGGCAAAUAAGCAUUCAGCUCGGGAUAACGCGGCGGAAGCUGCACAAUGCAUGUUACAUGCAGCCGCUUUAGCUGCUGAAUAUAUUUCGAUGCGUGAGUAUGAUGUGCAUAUUCCUAAAGGUGCUGCCGCUUUUCAAGCUAUAAGCGAUAAUAUUCUCGAAGAAAGUGCUGUUUCGGAUGAUGUUAUUAGUCCUGAUGAAGAAGGUAUUUGUGAGAGUCGUCAUUUUACGCAAAAUGGUUUAGUACAUUUGGUAGAGAAAACAGCGCAGUUUAUGGAGAAAGCUCAAAUGUAUGAAUCAAUGGUGCAACUGUACAAGAUAAUAACACCAAUUUUGGAAGAAAAUCGUGAUUAUCAGCGUUUGGCACAAAUACAUGGUUGUCUGAGCCAAGCACUUUCACGUAUUGAGCCAACUGUAUCGUUAAUUGAAGAUAUUGUCGAUGCAUGGUAUUCUCCUUUACCAAGUGCCGACAGACGUUGUUUCGGGACCUAUUUUCGGGUAGGUUUUUAUGGCAGCCGUUUUGGUGAUUUGGACGGUGUCGAAUUCAUCUAUAAAGAGCCGGCAAUUACGAAAUUGUCCGAAAUCAGCCAUCGUUUGGAUUCAUUUUACACUGAUCGUUUUGGGAAAGGAGUUGUGGAAGUUAUUAAAGAUUCAAAUUCUGUUGAUCCAAAUCGUUUGGAUUCCACAAAAGCCUAUUUGCAAAUCACAUAUGUAGAACCGUAUUUGGAGAAUUGGGAACGACGUCGUCGUCCUACUCAUUUCGAGAGGAAUCAUAAGUUAUAUCGAUUUGUCUAUGCAACACCAUUUACGAAAGAUGGUCGCGCACACGGUGACUUGAAGGAUCAAUAUAAAAGACGAACUGUGCUAGCCACACAAUAUUGUUUCCCAUACGUAAAAACACGUCUUCGUGUGGUGAAUCGUGAACAAAAUAUUUUAACUCCAAUUGAAGUUGCAAUUGAAGAUGUCCAAAAACGAACCCGUGAAUUAGCUGCUGCUACUGCGCAAGAUCCACCAGAUGCUAAAAUACUUCAAAUGGUACUACAAGGUUGCAUUGGUACUACUGUUAACCAAGGUCCUAUAGAAGUUGCAAACGUAUUUCUUACAAAUAUGGUUUUGGAUGAAAGUGGAAAACCUAUGGAUAAAUUCCAGAACAAGCUUCGUCUGUGUUUCAAAGAUUUUUCGAAGAAAUGUGCAGAUGCUCUUCAGAAGAACAAGAAACUUAUCCAAGCUGAUCAGCAGGCUUAUCAGAAUGAACUACAGAAAAAUUAUAUCGAAUUUACGAAGCGAAUGGCACCGAUAGUUGGCAUCCGUAAAAAUAAAUGCUCCGAGGCACAUACUCUGAAAACCGUACAUGCUGUUGCUGCCGCUGCUGAAUUUGGACCGGUUACUGCGGUGUGA